AUGGCAGUAGCCACACACAAUCCGGGUGUCAACAGAGUUGACGUCGGCUGCGCGAAGGGAACGUUGACAACGGGUUCUUGCCCAAGUGUGGUAUGCCCAUACCUGCAGUAUAUGGGCGGUGUUGACCGCCAUGACCAGCUCCGACUUCAGUCCUACUCGAUACAGAUGUCCUGCAGAUUUCGCAAGUACUACAAAGGCUUAUUCCUAGAACUCGUUGACAUGGCACUGGUAAAUGGAUACAUCACGCACAAGUGCAAUGCGGUGAAGCAGAACAAGAAACUAUACAGCCACUACUAG
This is a messenger RNA of Phytophthora nicotianae INRA-310, 297 nucleotides long. RefSeq lists its product as hypothetical. The transcript has 3 exons. Bases 1 to 297 code for a protein of 98 amino acids. NCBI's taxonomy places the organism in Eukaryota, Oomycota, Peronosporomycetes, Peronosporales, Peronosporaceae. The record is from RefSeq and is a predicted model, not a curated record.